Molecule: messenger RNA, 360 nt
Organism: Lymnaea stagnalis (great pond snail)
Lineage: Eukaryota; Metazoa; Mollusca; Gastropoda; Lymnaeidae
Source: the annotation of a GenBank genome assembly
AGCUCCGCAAGUCGUUCUGACAAAAACCAGAGCGCCAACUCUAAAGUCAUCGCCGGCAGGCGCCAGGUCGUCAAGAUGAUGGUGGCCGUCAUGUUUACGUAUUUCAUUUGCUUGCUUCCUCUGCGAUGCAUGCAGGUCUGGACACUGUUCGCGACUGAAAGUGAUUUCAUAAACAUGGGGCAAGAAGGGUACCUCAACCUCGUCAAUACUAGCCGCAUACUCAUGUACCUGAACAGCGCCACCAACCCUGUUAUAUACGGACUCCUCAGUUCAAACUUUAGGGCAGCAUUCAAACAGUCCUUCUACACCUGCAGGCUCAGCGGCAACGACCGGGGCAAGUACAACACGGCUUAUUACAAC